Psilocybe cubensis is the source of this 477-nucleotide messenger RNA. RefSeq lists its product as uncharacterized. The record is from RefSeq and is a predicted model, not a curated record. The transcript is spliced from 4 exons. Lineage: Eukaryota; Fungi; Basidiomycota; Agaricomycetes; Agaricales; Agrocybaceae. Bases 1 to 477 code for a protein of 158 amino acids.
AUGUCUGACGCAGAUGUCUCUUCCGCUGGCGUCACCACGACCGCCGACCACAGCACUCCCGAUGGUGUUGUCAAUGGAACUCUAGGAAAACAACCCGGAGAGAUUACAACCCUCGACGAGCAACACGACGACGAAGAGGAAGAGGAAAGUGAUGACUAUGACGAGAAUGACGAGGCGGACUAUGAGGAAGAACGGCAAAUCGUCGGAGAUGAAGAUGAUGACGAGGAAGAGGAGGAUGAGGAAGGGGGAGACGAACCACAGGGACAAAACAACCUGACCCAUCUCCUUCUCGGCAAUCCCAAUGCCCCCGUUGAAGGGGACGAUGUCGGAGACGAGGAGGACGAUGAAGAAGAGGACGAUGAUGAUGAGUAUGUCGAGGAGAACGACGAGGCACCCGCACCGAGCACCAAGAAGCGCAAUUUUGAGGAGGUCGCCGAUGAUGAUGAUUCUCAAGGAGCCAAGAAAGCGAAAGCCUAG